CUGCUCCACCACUUGAUGCUGCUGACCUUGGCUGACGGUGGUUACGCCUUUCAGUCUCGCUGUGCUUCUCUGUUCACCAUGGCAUCGUCGGACGGGCUGGAUGAGGACUGCGUGUUGCAGCGGGGAAGAUCUCAGAGUGACCCGAGCAGCAUCACCGAGGUCCGCCUGGGUGAAGCGCACAGAGCAGAUGGGAUGGACCAGCAGAGGGUGCUGCACUCAGGCUGUCUGGUAUCAGGGGUUCGUACGCCUCCCGUCCGCCGCAACAGCAAGCUGGCCAGCCUGGGACGCAUCUUCAAGCCCUGGAAAUGGAGGAAAAAGAAAAAUGAGAAGCUGAAGCCCUCAGCAACGGUGGAGAAGAAAGCAGCUGUACGACAGAAGAGAGAUGACCUCGUCAGGAGGAACCCCGGGGAGACGGAGACAGAGUCAGAUCUCGCUUGUGGGGGGAACGGCGACGAUCCAGACACCCCGACUCACUCCGAUGCUGAGGACAGAGACGAGGAGCCUGUGGCACCUCUGGCCAGCACCAGUGAAGACCUGGGCAGUGACUUAGAAGCAUCAACAGCGCAUGAUUUGACUGAGGAUUCAAAGACAGUGGGAGACCCCAGUCAGAGUGACGAUGGAGAAGACGAGAGCACCUCACUGAGCAACCCCAGUGAAGAGCAGUCGAUGGGGAAGGCGGAGACUGUCGAGGGGAAACAGGAGGUGACGGUGGCCCCGCCUCAGAGACGAGCCAGCACCCCCCCUCCACCCAACCUGCCAGUCAAACUCCUCACCAGGCUGGGCAGCCUCGAUGGUGCUCCUCCAGUACCCGUGAAAAAGUCCCCGGCCACCUUACCCAGAAAUUUCACACUUCCCAAAGACCCUCACGGCUCCCUGUUGAGAGGCAGGAUCUCCACACCGACUGGGUCCCCCCACCUUGGGGCGCUACACCCACAGCUGCCCCCUAGCUGUAUCAUUGAGGAACUGCACCGUGCCCUAGCAACCAAACACAGACAGGACAGUUUCCAGACGAAGGAGACGCGCUCAUCUCCCAAACGGCGUCUGGACGGCCGUCUGUCCCGCACGUCCAGCACAGAGAGGGAGCCCGCCGGGGAGUCUGAGAGCAAGAAGGAGUCUGAUGAGAACAAGGAGAACUGGCGUUUGGACGAGUACUUGAGUGACCAGGACAGCUGGAACGAGUCUGUGAUCUCUGGCACCCUCCCACGCAGGAUGAGGAAGGAGCUGCUGGCCGUGAAGCUUCGGAACCGGCCCAGCAAGCAGGAGCUGGAGGACCGCAACAUCUUCCCUGUCCGCAGCGACCAGGAGCGGCAGGAAAUCCGGCAGCAGAUAGAGAUGAAGCUGGCCAAGAGGCUGAGCCAGAGGCCGGCGGUGGAGGAGCUGGAGAGUCGGAACAUCCUGAAGCAGAGAAAUGACCAGACAGAACAGGAGGAGAGGAGGGAAAUCAAACAGCGGCUGAACAGAAAGUUGAACCAGCGGCCGACGGUGGACGAGCUGCGGGACAGAAAGAUCCUGAUCCGUUUCAGCGACUACGUGGAAGUGGCCAAAGCUCAGGACUAUGACAGGCGAGCUGACAAGCCCUGGACCAGACUGUCAGCUGCUGACAAGGCGGCAAUACGGAAGGAGCUGAAUGAGUUCAAAAGUAAUGAGAUGGAAGUUCAUUCUUCGAGCAAGCAUCUGACAAGGUUCCACCGGCCUUAGCAAGGUUUCUUCUGUGAAGAGUUGCUGAUACCUGGUUCUGUCAGUGAAGACCUUGCACGGAGUCUUCCAGCGUCCUGGCCCACAGUCAGUGGGUGUCCUGAUAUUUGGGUCCAGCAAACCUUGGAGGCUAUGUCUCUAGAAAUGGAGCUGCCGGUAGGGGACGGGGGGGGGGGGGGGGGGGGGGCGCAUGCAGCAAGCUCCACUUCUUGCUCAGAGGAACAACUCCUUAACCCUCUCUUCACACUUGUCAGAGGAGCAGGAAGAAUCAAGGUCAUGUAUUCGCCAUAGACAAGCAGAGACUUCUUUUUGUAAACAGACUUUUUUUUUUUUUUUUUUGGAAAGAUGUCCUUUUGAUGCCACAGGGGGGAAAUGUGCAUGUGACCGAGUCGACCAGUCCCACUCCAGUAUCAGUAGUCACAUCCCCGAGCUGUGUCUGAGUCUCACCGAUUCAGUUCAUGAUGAUUUCAUAUCGACAGUGUAAAUGUUCUUAAAAAGAAACCUUGUCUGUGUACAAGACAAAAAUCCCUUUGUAAGCACUAUUUAUUGUCUGCACAAUACAGGUUUUCAAU
This is a messenger RNA of Seriola aureovittata, 2267 nucleotides long. It is a transcript of the gene phactr3b, whose product is annotated as phosphatase and actin regulator 3b. Gene Ontology annotation, biological process: actin cytoskeleton organization. Lineage: Eukaryota; Metazoa; Chordata; Actinopteri; Carangiformes; Carangidae. Gene Ontology annotation, molecular function: actin binding. The record is from RefSeq and is a predicted model, not a curated record.